Molecule: messenger RNA, 2292 nt
Organism: Pomacea canaliculata
Lineage: Eukaryota; Metazoa; Mollusca; Gastropoda; Architaenioglossa; Ampullariidae
Product: G-protein coupled receptor 84-like
Exons: 1
Coding region: 169-1545 (458 amino acids)
Biological process (GO): G protein-coupled receptor signaling pathway
Cellular component (GO): membrane
Molecular function (GO): neuropeptide Y receptor activity
Source: RefSeq, a predicted model, not a curated record
AGCUCCGCAGUCUUAACCAUGUUUACUCUGGGACCUUUGUUCUAAAACUCGGAUCCGUGUGUCUCUACACCAGUGACAGAAAAAAGACUUAAGGUUCAAAGCCCAGUAUAUACGCUCAAUUACAAUCUACAAACAUUAGUUGUAAGUACGACUGAAGUUGCAUCAGUCAUGAACAACAUCAGCGAUUCUCGACUGGUGGGAGACAAAAUCCACCCAGCGGUCGAAAUAUUUCUCGCUUCAGUGGGAUUUCUGGUCCUCUUCUGCGGAAUCGUUGGCAACGGCUUUCUGCUGGUGGUGCUGGGUACACAGCGCAGCAUGUGGCAAGUGCACAACGUCUUCAUCGCCAACCUCGCCCUCGCCGACCUCGUGGUGGUCUGCACGGGGCCGCCCUUCGUCACCAUGGACUUCGUGCUGGGCUACUACCCGGUGGCCAAUGACUUUCACUGCCAGGUGAACGGCUUCGUGGUGUGUUUGUCCUACAGCGUGUCUGUUCUCAGCCUCGUGUCCAUCUCCUUCAACCGUUACAUGAAAGUUUGCCACAGUCAACUUUUCCUUCGACUUUUCUCUUUGAAGAAAAGCAUCGCAGCCUGUGGGCUUCUUUGGUUGGCAGCGAUGAUCCUCAACAUCCCGCUUCUUGCUGGAAAACCUCCCUACGGGUACGACAAAGGGUCACAUCACUGCAGUGCCAGGUCGCAAGCUCGUUCUCUCGAUUAUGGAACGUUAGCGAUGUCGACACAUUUGGUUUUCCCUACGUUCGCAAUCGCCUUCUUUAACAUCGCUAUUUUCAGACACUGGCGACAAAGCACCAAGAGGUUGAAAACCAACCGACCGGACAAUGUCACCAAUUCAGGAGCAACGCAGAAGGCUUUUUCGAAAUCGACCCACGCACGAAAUGACAAACAAACAAAUCCAGGUAACAUUCAGGGAACUAGCUUACAAUCCAUAGACAAUGAGAACUUGUAUGCGCACCAUACUAUCCCUGAAAUAAAAGUUGAUUUUUCAGAAUCUUCAACAAGUUCGCAGCUUGACCUUGUUCAGUUCGCUUCCUCUGCUAGUCCGAAGGGUUCACUUUUGGUUUUACUCCACAAGAAAGCACUGGGUGGAAAAAGAGAUGAAAGUGGUAAGAGUGCGACGGACAAUGUCAGUGGUCAGAAGAAGAAGUCACCAAUUUCUCGCAGUGAAAUGGCUUUGAUCAGGAGUCUGCUGGUCAUCGCCAUCUGUCUGCUGCUCCUGUACACGCCCUUCGCCGUCUGCAUCUUCAUCGACUUCUUUGUCCCGGUUCAGACCGAGGUCAUGGCCACUGCCAGCAUGCUGCUUUUCGUCAACUGCUCCAUCAACUGGAUCAUCUACGGCGCCAUGAACACGUCCUUCAGAAAAGCCUACAAGCUUACCCUUCUGGUUUGUUGCCCAUGGCAACAGAAACAGACUUUAGCCCAGCCCGAGUCCAGCUGUUCAAAGGACAACAAUCUCACAGACACUUCUUUCACUGUCACCUCGCAAAGUCAGAGCGCUCAGACGAGUGUGUCUCAGUCAAGUAUUCAGUGAUGUGUAUGUAUGAACUAUGUUUUAAAUGUCUGUAGAUGAAUGUUUAUUUGUAAGUGUGUUGUUAUAUCCUACUUGUUCUUUUAAUAUAAUAAUUUUUAACUCUAGGGUACUUGCUAGUUCAUUCAAAGCUGCUUUUAAGUAUAUUGAUACAAAGUUGUUGACGAGUGUGAAUAAUAGUUGAACUAACGACCUACAAGCUCGCUGCUAACAAAUGUUUGUAAUACAGUCCGUACAUUACGACACAUCAUCUCAUCUUAUUGAUGAUUCUUUGGUUUCAUUGUUCAGUUUCAAGCUAUGGUGAUAUUCAUGAACGCUUUUACACAAUGAUCAAAUUUUGUAAAUAGGAACCUGUAAAUAGCUUACAGUAAAUAUUGUUACAGUCUUUACAUCACCAUUGUACUAGUACUUUACCUACUAGUACUUUAACCAUUUUAAUGCAGUUUUAAUACAAUUGUUACCCUUGAUAAAUGCAUAACAUAAUUUUUCUUGUGCUCAUUGCAGUAACCAUUCAACCGUAUCAAGCAUCAGGCUAUUUAUCAUGAGCUUUUAGCUCAAUUGUUUGGUAGCAAUUAAUCAGUUGAAUGUAAAUAAAAAAGCUGUUUAUAUAGAAGAUGGCGGAAUUCCUUUUGUAAUAUUUACAUUCUAAAUAUAGCUCUUUGAUUUUCUUUGAAAUUAAACUCUUACGAACUGAAUUUUGGAAUUAAAUGAAAUAAAGAAAAAUUGGAAUAAAUUUGUCUUACAGCCAUG